GAGGAAGAAAUGGAAGAGACUGUUUUAUUAACAAGUACUGACCAACCUUCCAACCAAUCUUCCAACCAACCUUCUAACCAAUCUUCUGACCAAUCCUCUAACCAACAACCUUCCGAUCAAUCCUCCAACCAACAACCUUCCGAUCAAUCCUCCAACCAACAACCUUCCGAUCAAUCCUUCAACCAACAACCUUCCGGCCAAUCUUCCAACCAACCUUCUGGCCAACCUUCUGACCAACUUUCUGACGAUGAUUAUCUUGAAAUGGACGAUUGA
Molecule: messenger RNA, 273 nt
Organism: Rhizophagus irregularis DAOM 181602=DAOM 197198
Lineage: Eukaryota; Fungi; Glomeromycota; Glomeromycetes; Glomerales; Glomeraceae
Source: RefSeq, a predicted model, not a curated record